AUCAAUCUUCAAUGAAUUGGAUUAUUGAUUUUGAAUGUUUGAAAAAUUUAUUUAAUAAUAAAACCAAAUUAAUAAUAUUUAGUAAUCCAAAUUACUUAUUGGGAAAAGUGUAUACCAAAAAUGAAUUAGAAUUUAUUACAAAUUUAUGUAAAAAAUGGAAUGUUCUAUGCGUAGUUGAUGAAUGCUUAGAUUCAACGGUAGUUCAUAAUAAACAUAUUCGCAUGGCAACGCUUUCUGAGACGUGGAAUAGAACAUUAACAAUAGGAGGCAGUGGAGUUACUUAUGGACGUACAGGUUGGAAAGUUGCAUGGGUGUAUGGUCCUGAAAAAUUAGUUAAUAGGAUAAAAGUUGUUCAUCAACUGUCAUUUAGUUCUUUUACACCAGUUCAGGAAACUUUAGCCAGAACUAUUGAAAAAUAUGGAUUUGAAUAUUUUCAAAGUAAUUACGCUGACAAUCGUGAUUUAUUGUUAAAGUAUUUAAAAAAAUGUGGUUUUCGAAAUAUCAUCAAUCCAGAAGGUGGAUAUUAUAUUGUAGUGGAAAUUAAUUUCAAACAAAAUCAUCAAGACGUAUCCAACGAUUAUGCCACGGAAUGUUUAACAUCACCGUAUGGAAUACUCGGAGUGCCAAUAAUAAACUAUGGAAAUGAAAACAAAUCCAUUUUCUUUUGUUUUUCAUUUGCACAAAAACUUGAAACAAUCCAAUUAGCAGGAAGCCGACUUCAAUCACAAAUACCAACGAAGUUUUGAAAAGUUUGCGAUUAUUUGUUGAUUAAAAUAUAUUACAAUUAUUGGAAGAUUUACUAUUGGCUGGUGGCAGAAAAGGGUACUAUUUUGAAACAACUAUAAUGAUAAUUUUGAGAUAACUUUGACGGAAUAUUAUCAGUUUUAGUCCGCAUGGCAACACUCUUUUUGUUAAAUGAUCAUUACACAAUUGAAACUUCGUGAGUGGCUUUCUUUUGACGAUUCUAACAAACUUUCUCUCUAAAAAAUGAAAAAAUGCAACAGGGAAUUUGUCGCACACUAUGAUCACUUAGUAACAUUAAUUCGAGGUGGUAGGCAAGUUCUUCGGAGCAGAAUUUUUUUCGGACAAAAUAUUAUUAUUUUUUUUUAUAAUUAUGAAUGAUAUAAAGUGGCCAUAGUGUCCGGCAAAAAUACCCUGUUGCGUUUUGUCAGACCGAUAGCUUAAAUAUGACGUUAUCAUCCUCAUUUAAAAAAAGUCGUAGAGAGAAAGCUUGGUUGAUUCGUCAAAAGGAAGCCACUCACAAAAUUUCAAGUAUUAAUCCCUCAUUAAUUUCAUUCGCCCCCAUGGAGACACUUAACAAAUAAUAAAACU
Chrysoperla carnea is the source of this 1332-nucleotide messenger RNA. RefSeq names its product kynurenine aminotransferase-like. Gene Ontology annotation, molecular function: L-kynurenine:2-oxoglutarate transaminase activity; pyridoxal phosphate binding. Bases 12 to 746 code for a protein of 244 amino acids. The record is from RefSeq and is a predicted model, not a curated record. The transcript is spliced from 5 exons. Gene Ontology annotation, cellular component: cytoplasm. Lineage: Eukaryota; Metazoa; Arthropoda; Insecta; Neuroptera; Chrysopidae. Gene Ontology annotation, biological process: biosynthetic process.